This is a messenger RNA of Spea bombifrons (plains spadefoot toad), 818 nucleotides long. It is a transcript of the gene MRPL22, whose product is annotated as mitochondrial ribosomal protein L22. The record is from RefSeq and is a predicted model, not a curated record. Gene Ontology annotation, biological process: translation; ribosome assembly. The transcript has 7 exons. The coding region runs from base 55 to 672 and encodes 205 amino acids. Gene Ontology annotation, molecular function: structural constituent of ribosome. Lineage: Eukaryota; Metazoa; Chordata; Amphibia; Anura; Pelobatidae. Gene Ontology annotation, cellular component: ribosome; mitochondrial large ribosomal subunit.
GGCUCCCACGUGAGUGACGCCUGCAGCAGAGCCGUAAAGCGAGCUCAUUCCAAGAUGGCGGCGGCCAUGGCUGCGUCUAUGUGGGGGACGUUACUCCGGAUCCAGAGGGGGUUAACCGCCUCUGGCAGCUUCCUAUCCCAGAGCUCGAUCCACACAAGCGCAGCGCUGGAGAGGAGUCGGAACUGGGAGAUGAAGAAUAACGUAUUAUAUCCUCCUCAAGAGCCCGGAGAGCCGCGCAGGUCAGCGGAGGUCUACCAUUGUCGGAAGCAAAUCAAAUAUAGCCCGGACAAGAUGUGGUAUCUAGCCAAACUGGUACGUGGAAUGUCUAUAGACCAAGCUAUCGCUCAGCUGGAGUUCAGCGACAAGAAAGGAGCCAAGAUCAUGAAAGAGGUCCUGCUAGAAGCGCAGGAAUUAGCGGUGCGGAAUUACAACGUAGAAUAUCAAUCCAACCUGUAUAUAGCGGAAUCCUUUUCAAACAAAGGCAAGUACCUUAAGAGGAUUCGUUACCACGGCCGUGGCAUGUUCGGCAUUAUGGACAAGGUAUACUGCCAUUACUAUGUCAAGUUGGUAGAAGGACCUCCUCCACCGCAGGAAAAGCCGGUGACGGGCUUUGAGCAGGCGCAGGAGUACGUACAACAACUUCGAAACCGCACGAUAAUUCACAGCCUGUGAGCUCGCCCUCCUCUACACACCAAGGGAUUUCUGACCAAGUUAUGGCCCUUUGCUAAAGACUGAUUUCUGGGGUAUUGGGGUACAACAACCCCAUAUCCAAAUUUUUUCUAUUAAUAAAUCACUGGAUAACAAUCUCUAUCAAAAAA